AUGCAGAAGAUUAAUAGGAACAAGAAAACGGGCAGACGAGAGAACGUGAAAACGAGACAAUCUGCUCCUUUUUUGACUAAUCACGUCUGGGUAGGGACAGAUCGAGGUGUCAGUGUCUAUCAUAAAGCGGAUAACCGUUGGACGAAAUUAGACAGGGAGGAUGGGCUACUCUCUGAUGAUGUCACUGCAAUCGCCACCGAUGGAAAAUCGGUCUGGAUAGGUACGACUCUCGGUGUUAGUCUCUAUGAAUUGGAAAGUAAGCGUUGGAAAAAGUUCCAGCGACGCGAUGGUUUGGCAAGCAACGAAGUUACCGCCAUCGCUGUGGACGGAAAUUAUAUCUGGGUUGGGACCGAUACGGGUAUUUCGCGUUAUGAUAAGACGACAGGGGCGUGGGCAUUACAACGAGAGAAAGAUAAAGAUCAAUUUAAUGCAAUCACCGCAAUUGCUGUGGAAUCUGAGUAUGUUUGGUUCGGUACGGAAGACGGGCUCCGACGCUACGAUAAACCCAAGGAUGCAUGGAACGCUUACACAAAAGAGGAAGGAUUGGUGGAAAACCAUAUCCGCCACAUCGCGUUGAGUCCUGAUGCUGUUUGGGUGGGUACAGAGAAAUCGGGUGUAAGCAAAUACAGUACAAUCAACCAAACCUUCACCGAAAGUCAUACCCGAACAGAUCGCAUAGAGAGCGAUUUCAUCAGGGCAAUUGCAGUUGAUGGAGACAAUGUCUGGUUUGGUUCGGCAGACCGUGGACUUCGGCGCUACAUCACAACGGUGGACACUUGGUUCAAGUACACGACAGCACAGGGCUUGGUCAGUGACCACAUUACCGUGUUGACAGUUGAUGGGAGGGACAUUUGGCUUGGUACUUACGAGCACGGUUUGGGGCGAUAUGAUAAAUCGACGGAUGGAUGGACAUGGUAUUCUAGGCGGGAUACACUGGUGUCAAAUCAGAUUAAAUCACUGGUUUCAACUGAGGGGGCACUCUGGGCUGGUACAAAUAAAGGUUUAAGCCGCUACUCGCUGCGCGAAAAAACGUGGCGGACCUACACCAAAGCUGAUGGUCUAGCGACAAACUAUAUUACCGCUUUGGCGAAUAAUGCCAAAGACGGAACGUUAUGGGUUGGAACGCCCUUGGGGCUGGGAAGGUUGGAGGGGGAACGAUGGCGUUUCUAUACCCAACGAAAUGGAUUGGCAAACAAUUUCGUCACCUGCAUCAGCCUCUCCAAUCAGGUCCCGACUCGUCGAGGAUCCUCGACGUUGUUUGGAUCGUUCCGGUCCAACAACGUCGGGGUUUGGGUUGGGACGAAGGGCGGCUUGAGUGUCUUGAUGGGAGAAUCCCCACCCUCCUCACCACAAUCAGGGGAGGACAAGCAAACGAGAAGCAUCCGCGAAUCUACGCGCAUCACCGCGAAUCAAAUUAGUGUAGAUUCGCGAGGAUUGGCGGAUGGUUUUCACGUUUCACGCCAACCCUAUCUCACUGGCAAGUGGGUAACAGCGGUGCUGGCAAUUGAUGAGGAAGUUUGGGCGGGAACGACUGAAGGAUUAUAUCGAAAAAAUGCUGCAACGGAUAAAUUUGAACCCUUUCCAGUGGUAACUGAUUAUGUCAAUACACUUGUGUUUAAUCCAGAUGGGCGAUUGCUAGUCGGUACGCGGAAUGGGUUAUGGAUUAUUCGACCCCCCUUUUAUCCCCCCGCUAGCGGGGGGAUAAGGGGGGUAACCCACAUCACCGAUGGUUUGCCGAACCUAAAUGUCAGGGCUAUUGCGUUAGACGGAGAAACCAUCUGGGUUGGGACACCGGGUGGGGUUGCACGCUCCGAUGGAAUUGGAGUUCAACAGGUUUUUACGAUGCAGCCAGAUGGCUUACUGCACGAUAAUAUCCAAAGCAUUGCCGUUGUGGAUAAGCAGGUUUUCUUCGGUACUGUUGCUGGUCUCGCUGUCUAUGAGGUAGAGAAGGAUCGAUGGGAGAAGCAUACGCCAUAUCACGAUACAGAGAUUUUGAGAGAGGAUCAGGUCCGUUGGAUUGAGUUAGAUGGACACCAUCUGUGGGCACUCAACUGGUCGGCUUCCCCGAAUGGUGCAAUUUUGAAAUUUGAUCGGCGCACCAAUACGUGGAUCGAGUACACGAAGGACGCACUACCACUCUCCCCCGAAGUCCCGUUUAUCACCGCAAUUAGUCGGCUGGCGGUGGGGAAAGAAGAUGUCUGGUGCGCUACGGGGGACGGCGGUGUGCUGCGGUAUAACAAAGCAUCGGAUACAUGGACACACUUCACAAGAUCAUCUGGACUACCGGGACACCACGCUACACUAAUCGAGUUUGAUGGGUCAAAUGGCGUUUGGGUUGCCUUCCUCGGUGGUGUAGCGGCGCACUAUGAUACGUGGGCCGAGAAAUGGGAGACAGUGAAAGUGACGGAAGCAGGUGUCGGAACAUACAUCGAAGACAUUGCUUGUACGAAAGAUUAUGUUUGGUUCUCCACAAGGAGUGUUGGGGUCAAAAGGUAUGAGCGAGCGACGAAAACUUGGCGGUCAUACACAGAAGCGCAAGGUAUGGCUUCGCGCUCCGGUGAUUGGAUUGCCACAGAUGGAGAGGGAGUGUGGACCAGCGGCAGAGGUCAUUAUUCGUGGGUCAGAGACCGGAGAGCGCAUGGUGUAAGUUACUAUCGGCCCGACGAUGAUACUUGGACGAUUUAUGACAGACGCGAAGGUCUGCGGGCUGAUCGGACGGAUUACGGACAGGUCGGUGAAGAUUACGUCUGGUGUUUUGGUGGAAGCGGCAUUAACAGAUACGAUAAGACUGGCACAUCAAGGGGCUUGAGCCGUUACGAUAAAGAGAAAGAAACAUGGACCUCCUUCACCAAACCGACCACCUUGGCAGACCGACGAGCGGUGGCUGUUGCUACCGAUUCCCGGUAUGUAUGGGUCGGUACGCACCGCGGCUUGAGUCGAUACGACAAGCACUAUGACAGAUGGAAGCAUUUUCAGAAAUCGGAAGAAGAGAGAGAUGAAGAAGACAAUGAGGAUGAAGAGGACGAAGAGGAUGGGGAAAAAGAGGAAAAAAAUGAACUUGUCGAUAACAAUGUGAUUGACCUAUCUGUCGGUAGGCGGUAUGUUUGGAUUGCGACUGAGGGCGGUGUUGGUCGGUACGAUAAAAUCGCGGAUCGGUUUGAAUCGUACACCAAAGAGAAUCAACUGCCAAGCGUUGAUAUCCGAGCAGUUGUCCAAAAUCGAAGCGAUGUAUGGAUUGGUACAAAAAACGGUAUCAGCAAGCACAGUAUUCUUUCCGACGAUCGAAAUGCUUGGGAAACAUAUAACGCCGCUAUUGAGAUCUUGCCAACGGUGGAAGGAAAAUACGCCAAGAGCCUGAAAAAUGACGAUGUUCGGUGCCUAGCAGUCGAUGAAAAUCGCGUUUGGGCUGGAACGAAAACCGGUGUCUCGCUCUAUGCACUCAGACAGGGGACGUGGACCACCUUUACUCAAAAUGAUGGACUGGCGAGCGAUGAGGUCAGUUGCAUCAUCGUUGACAAUGAGCAGGUAUGGUCGGAAGUGGGCGCGGCCGUAACGGUUUACGACACCUUGAAUGAAACAUGGAAGGUGCUUACGGAGGCGGAUGGGCUUAGGCUCAAAUCUGAGUACAUCAAUGGCAAUCCGCGGAGAUCAGGGAGUGUGGAAGAUGAUUUUACCAAUCUAAACGAGACUUUCUCGCAGAUACGGAAAGAGGAUUCAGUCCGGCAGGACGAGUUCGAUUUUGACCGCGUGUUCGGCGCGGCUUCCACAGCGUCAUGA
This is a messenger RNA of Geodia barretti, 3777 nucleotides long. Lineage: Eukaryota; Metazoa; Porifera; Demospongiae; Tetractinellida; Geodiidae. The record is from the annotation of a GenBank genome assembly.